Priapulus caudatus is the source of this 4213-nucleotide messenger RNA. Its product is annotated as roundabout homolog 2-like. Gene Ontology annotation, molecular function: protein binding. NCBI's taxonomy places the organism in Eukaryota, Metazoa, Priapulida, Priapulimorpha, Priapulimorphida, Priapulidae. Gene Ontology annotation, cellular component: axon; plasma membrane. The record is from RefSeq and is a predicted model, not a curated record. The transcript has 23 exons. Gene Ontology annotation, biological process: cell-cell adhesion; axon guidance. The coding region runs from base 512 to 4213 and encodes 1233 amino acids.
GCUAGCGCGCAGAACCGAGGCAGCAGCAGCAGCAGCUAUCGCCUGCAUGUAGGCGCAUUGCUAGCGCGCUCAUAUGAAUGCACGAACGGAGAGCGUAGUGAGUGCUGCUUCUAGCGUGUACGGUGUUCAUUAAUGAACCUACCGAGUAGGUGUAUUAUAAUACUACUCGAGCCCAGCUUUGUGUGAUAUUCGACGAGUUCUCACCACCGGAUUAUUUUGUAACUGUGUUUUUGGAGGAGUCAUCCUUGAGACUUCGUGUGAGAGAUAACGCGGGCAGCAGCUGGAAUAUAGCCGAGCUAGGGGCGGAGCGAGAGUGCAAGACAUUCAUUCUCGCCCGUGUGGUAGUAGGCCUAGUCCCUCCUAAACGGGCAUCGUGGAGUUGAUUCCCUAGUCGGAUCUGUGAUGAAGGAUAACCUGCGACGUUGUAGUGACUGCAUGUAGUGACCGCCGCGUCGUGUGUGCGUCAAGGAGAGAGAGAGGGAGGGAGAGAGAGGGAGAGUGAGGCGCGAGGAUGAGGAGUCUCGCUGCCAUGGAUACGUGCACUGGCUGGAUGCUGCGUGGAUUGCUACUGCUGCUCGUAAUGUUGAGCGCUACACUGCGAGUGAACUGCGAACCGAGACAGGCACAGUCGCCACCGCGCAUGAUCGAACAUCCAUCCAGCAUCGUCGUACCGCGAGGUGAGCCGGCGACGUUGAACUGCAAAGCGCAGGGCAAUCCCGAGCCGACGAUCGAAUGGUUCAAGGACAAGGACGGCGUGAGAGACGCCGUUGAAACAGCGAGAGAGGAUCCGAAGUCGCAUCGUAUGCUCCUGCCCAGCGGCUCUCUCUUCUUCCUCAGGGUGAUACACGGCAAGAACAACAAACAAGAUGGCGGGACGUACUGGUGCGUUGCGAAGAAUAGUCUCGGCACGGUCGUCAGCAGAAACGCGACAUUGGAAAUCGCAGUGCUGCGUGACGACUUCCGGGACAGCCCGCGCGACGUGAAGGUCGCGGCGGGAGAGACGGCAGUGCUGGAGUGCGAGGCGCCGCGCGGAUACCCGAGCCCCGAGGUGUGGUGGAAGAAAGAUGGCCGCGAGAUACGCGGCGCCGCCGGACGCGUCAAGAUCAGCGACAACGGAAACCUGCUGCUCAAUGACGUGCGGCAGGCAGACGCCGGUGACUACAUUUGUGUGGCAGAGAACGUCGUAGGAAGGCGGGAGAGCGCCCCGGCUACGCUGUCUGUGCACGUGAAGCCGCACUUUGUGCGCGCGCCCGAGGACAUCACGGCGAUCGCUGGCGAGAGCGUUGAGUUUGCCUGCAUCGUCGGCGGCGACCCGAAGCCAACGAUCAUCUGGCAGCGCGAGGAAUCGAAGAUGCCCGUCGAGCGUUUAAGCCGCAAUAUGUACGGAGGUGAUCCAUCUCUACAAUGCUCGCGUGACGACUUCCGGGAGAGCCCGCGCGACGUGAAGGUCGCGGCGGGAGAGACGGCGAGUGAUGGAGUGGCGAAGGCCGCGCGGAUACGCCGAGCCCCGAGUGGUGGUGGAAAGAAAGAUGGCGCGAGAUACGCGCGCCGCCGGACGCGGUCAAGAUGCUAUAGCCGGCAACGAAACCUGCUGCUCAAAGCAUCACUGGGCGCCCAUGAAACAGUCGGCACGCAGCCUGCAGUUAUUAACGAUGAAGAGGUCAGCGGGUGCAGGGGAAGCCUUGGAAUAUGUGCCGCGAGCGCGCUACCUCACGCCUCUGGCUACCAAGGCAUCCCCACGUCCCCUCGUCCUCUUCCCGAAGCCGUAUUGCUAGUAAGGUGGUGCGGGACUUUCUUACACGUGUUUUCUCUCCGCACAGCUCGGCCCUCCUUCCUCGUGCAACCGAAGGACCAGCGAGUCGGCCUCGGCCGCAUGGCAAUAUUCGAGUGCGUCACGACCGGAAAUCCGCCACCAGCUGUAUUCUGGAGCAAGGAGGGCAGCCAGGUGCUGAUGUUUCCCGGGCAGAAGCACGGCCGCUUCACGGUGACGGCCGAGGGCGAGCUGGGCAUCGCCACGGUGAUGGAGGAGGACGAGGGCUACUACGUCUGCUCGGCUCUCAGCGUCGCCGGCAGCUCGAUCGCCAAGGCCUACCUCGAAGUGACUGCAAUCUCGGACAACCCUCCGCCGAUCAUCAGGCAGGGUCCGGACAACCAGACGCUAGCGUUGAACAGCGUCGCCAUGUUGCCGUGCCAGGCAUCGGGCACACCGGCGCCCUCUAUCCGCUGGUACCGCAACACUGUGCCACUGCUGAAGAACGACCCACGCAUCACCCUGCUCAACUCCGGCACGCUGCAGAUAUCCGGUUACUUCAGUCUGGAUCUGCAGGAAGGCUGGGUGACCGUCGACGACAAGAUUCCGACUAACUCGUUCGUCAUCCGCGGCCUGCGUCCGGGAACGCGGUAUGUGUUCCUCGCACGCACCAUGAACAACCACGGCCUGAGCUUGCCCAGCCCCAUCUCCGAGACCAUCACAACUAAAGGCGGACCACGGCCGACGGUGGCGCCCUACAACCCCGAGGUGGUGCGGCAGAAGCUGAGCAAGAACCACGUGAAGCUGAAACAGGUGGAGGCAUUGUCGUCCACCGCCAUCAAGCUGUCGUGGGAGGUGACUGGCAACAAGGAGUACCUGCAGGGCUUCUACAUCCGCUACCGGCGCGGCAGCGGCGACUACGAGACGGAGAACCUGCUCGACCCCGACGCGACCUUCUACACGCUCGAGGGCCUCGGCCAGUACGUGCAGUACGACUGCCAGGUGCUGCCAUUCUACGACGCCGUCGAGGGCCGCGUCAGCAACACCGUCACGCAGCGCACCCUGGAGGACGUGCCUUCAGCGCCACCUGGUAACAUCCGACCGGUCGUGACCAGCCUGACCAGCAUGACAGUGUACUGGGACCCGCCACCAGCAGACAGUAGGAAUGGCAUCAUACGCAGCUACAAGGUGUACUGCCUCGGCAGCGACACGAAGUCAGACGAGAAUCGCACGGUGGACGGUGGCGACACCUACCUUGCGCUGAGCAACCUGACAACGGGCAUGGAGUAUCGCGUGCAGAUCGUCGCCGAGACGAUCAAGGGCGUCGGCGUGCUCAGCGAGAUAGUGCCAAUCACCAUCGACGAGGCAGCGCUGGCGGCGAACGACCCGACGCUGGGCGACAAGUUCUCGGAGCUGGUCAAGGAGCCAUGGUUCAUCGGCGUCAUCGGCGGCAUUCUCGUCGUGCUGCUCGCAAUCCUCACCAUCUGGCUCGUCCGCCGCAGGUGCCGCCGCAGCAAGAAGCUGCUCAAGACUCAUUACAACGCUGUGCCCGUGAAGACGGAUGAGACGCACCGUGCCAACCUGAAUGCUCGUGAGGCGCUGUGGGCCGAGCACAACCACGUCGCCCUGCUAGCCGAGCUGCAGAAGGAGAACAACCUACUCAGCAAGUUCGACAUGCCACAGCACAACGAUCUGAACAGUGCGUCCGACUACGCCGAGGUCAACAACAUACACACGCCGAACCUGAAAACGUUCUACAGACAGCCGCCCGGCCUCACCCAGCCGUACGCCAGUACGAACGUACUCAUCGGCAAGCCGACCAACAACAUGGAGCGACCGCCUAUUCCGCAGCUGCCGGAGAGCCAGCGCGGUUUCGUGCCCAUCGCCGCGUCUCCGCACCAGGCGAGGUCGGACCGCAUGUGCUCGGGCUCCGACGACAGCUGUGUGAAGCCGGAGGGCGUCAGCAGCGACACGAACACCGACAACAGUCGGCCGAACACAGGUUCGUCCCAGCUACGGUAUAUGCAUGCCGCCGACGACUGCGUAGACGACAUGGUUCACGACCCGCACGUCUACUCGGAACACGAGCGCAUGAUGAGCCCGCACUACAGCGCCGGCGGCGGCGCGGGCGCGUACGACGAUGGCGGCGCCCUCGCGUGCCGCAUGCGGCCAGCAAGCCGCAGUUCCGCGCGCCGCCGCAGCCCGGCCAGACGCGCCCGACGUGCUGACUUCGCCGACAUGCUUCCCCGCCCCCCGGAGCACCCGCCCCCCCGACGGACAUCGACUCUCCCCAGACACCCCGCCCCGCAUGCACAGCCCGACGCGCGCGGCGGUCGCGGCGGCGUCGCGGGGAGCCAGGGCUCCAGCGAAUACAGUGAGUAUGCAGGUCGGAAGCAGGGGUGUGCAGUCGACGCGACGCGGCACGCGAGGCAGUCUGAUUGUGAUAGGAGAGAUGCCUGCUGA